CACUCUCAAGUCUCACACCCGCCGCUUGGCCAUAACUUCACAAAAGAUGCUGAGGUCCACCAGUCGCCUUCUGCUGCUCGCGAUAGCGGCGAGCCACCUGCUGCUCGCCGCCGCCGGCGCUGGCUGCGGGCCGAGCGGUACGCUCCGGCCGACCCAGAGCCACGCGUGCCAGGACUGCUGCAAGGCCGGGCAGGCGUACCCGACGUACAGGUGCUCGCCGCCGGUCUCCUCGUCCACCCGGGCGGUCAUGACGCUGAACGACUUCGACGAGGGCGGCGACGGCGGGGACCCGUCCGAGUGCGACGGCGCGUUCCACCGCAGCUCGGAGCGCGUGGUGGCGCUGUCCACGGGGUGGUACAGCGGGGGCUCCCGCUGCGGCAAGAACAUACGGAUCCGGGCCAACGGCAGGUCCGUGCUGGCCAAGGUCGUCGACGAGUGCGACACCGUGAACGGGUGCGACCGCGAGCACGCCUUCCAGCCGCCGUGCCGCAACAACGUCGUCGACGCCUCCCAGGCGGUCUGGGAUGCGCUGGGCAUCACCGGGGAGGAGGUCGGCGAGUACAACAUCACUUGGUCGGAUGCAUGACCUACUCGUGGCGGCUGGCGGGACUAGCUGAUGUAAGGUGUAUGGACGAAUAAAGUGCGUGUCCGAACUCAAAAGGAAUAAACGGAUCGAAGAUGGUGCAUGGUACAGUUUGUACGUAA
This is a messenger RNA of Triticum dicoccoides, 705 nucleotides long. RefSeq names its product putative ripening-related protein 2. Bases 47 to 586 code for a protein of 179 amino acids. The record is from RefSeq and is a predicted model, not a curated record. The transcript has a single exon. NCBI's taxonomy places the organism in Eukaryota, Viridiplantae, Streptophyta, Magnoliopsida, Poales, Poaceae.